AUGUUCGUGAGCAACUUGAAGGAAAAUCAAGAGAACGUCGUCGACUUGAUCGACAUGGAUUCGACCGUAGCGAAGGCGAUGUUGCUCUACAUCUAUACCAGGGAAGUGGACGCACUCUCCCCAGAAAAGACUCUCGAGCUGUACGUCGCUGCAGACAGAUACAUGCUGACCGAACUGAAAGAGGAAUGUCGCCAGUAUCUAUCGGAAAACAUGUCUUCUGAAAACGUCGGGGAGGUCUUUGAAAUCGCCGAAUUGCACUCGGAUGAUGUAUUAUUGAAAGCAGCUAAAAAUUUCUUCGCCAGGAACGUUAAGAGUAUUCUUGAGUCCGAGGCGUGGAAGGAGUAUUCUGCUCAGAAGCCCUCCCCUUCGGUAGAGUUACUGAGCUAUGCUAUUGCCAGCAACGAUUUAUUUUGUUUAAAAUAA
Messenger RNA from Uloborus diversus, 423 nucleotides. RefSeq names its product speckle-type POZ protein B-like. Gene Ontology annotation, cellular component: cytoplasm. Bases 1 to 423 code for a protein of 140 amino acids. The record is from RefSeq and is a predicted model, not a curated record. Gene Ontology annotation, molecular function: ubiquitin protein ligase binding. The transcript has a single exon. Gene Ontology annotation, biological process: regulation of proteolysis; proteasome-mediated ubiquitin-dependent protein catabolic process. NCBI's taxonomy places the organism in Eukaryota, Metazoa, Arthropoda, Arachnida, Araneae, Uloboridae.